CACACACACACACCAUGGCAACACAAAAUGCUCCAUCCCAACCGCAACCCAUCCCAGUUGUAAACGAAGUCGACCCGAAACUUUUCGAGGAAAAAUUUGGCCUCGGAGUAUGGCAUGCGCUCUCGCAAUGGAGCGCCCUCACCAAAGCCGUGCAAGAAGGCUGGGGCGGUGGCAACACGUCUGAAAAGCGCGACUGGUUCGCGGGUGCCAUCGCCGACCAACUACUGAAAGACCCCACCACGCCCGGCGAUGAGAUACAGUUCAUGCUGCUGGACGUCAUGUCCGCGGAAUUCGAUGUGGACGUUGAGGACGACAGUGAAGAGACAGUGGUAGCAAAUAUCCUGAAAGUGUGGAAGGAGUGCACGGAAGGUAUCUUCGCGACUGUGGAUGAGUGGCAGAGGCUGUGGACCGAGAGGCAGGGACGGGAGGAAAUUGUAAAGGGCGAGGUUGAGGACAGAGAAGAGGAGGCUGACAGCGAUGAAUACAACAGUGAUGAUGAUGAUGUAAACAUGGAUGAGGCGCCUGCGCUUAUACACGCAACCAAGAAAGAUCCACGCGUCCCAGAGAUUGACGAAGAUGGAUUUGAGAAAGUAGUAUCAAAGAAGAAAAGGUGAGAGCAUGCCGUGUUCACUUUUACUCUGCAUUGCUGGCGUUGGAUGUGCCGGUAAGGCCAUAGAUAUGGAUUAUGGCGUCAAUAUGGAAAAGCAAACGGUCGUGCCAUUCGAGCAUCUAUGGCUUGAUUCAACUGUCUCUCAUCUAAUUUUGAUGCCACGCUAUG
Molecule: messenger RNA, 778 nt
Organism: Pseudovirgaria hyperparasitica
Lineage: Eukaryota; Fungi; Ascomycota; Dothideomycetes; Acrospermales; Acrospermaceae
Exons: 2
Coding region: 15-614 (199 amino acids)
Biological process (GO): maturation of SSU-rRNA from tricistronic rRNA transcript (SSU-rRNA, 5.8S rRNA, LSU-rRNA)
Cellular component (GO): nucleus
Source: RefSeq, a predicted model, not a curated record